Molecule: messenger RNA, 410 nt
Organism: Prorocentrum cordatum
Lineage: Eukaryota; Dinophyceae; Prorocentrales; Prorocentraceae
Source: the annotation of a GenBank genome assembly
AAGAAAACAGGUCGGGCUGGAGAGCCGGUCGUUAGCCCUUCUGUCUCCAGCAGGUUUGCCCAGGGCAGAUGUCGUGUUCGGACCUCCGGCCGCACCUGCGCGCCCGGCCCGCCGCCUCCGAGCGAGGCAGCAGCUCGGACUCGCCGAGGCAGCCCUGGCCGCGGCGCUCCUCGCCCCGCGCGGCCCCGUGCAGGGCGGCGGCUGCGACGAGGACGCCCUCCAGGGGAGUGCGCGGCCACCUGCGCGGCGAGCGGCUGUACCUGCACCGCUCGAAACACCCGUGCUCGGGGGUGGACAGAGACCUCCUACCCUCACACCGUCGAUCAGUGAAUUGGCCGCUGUCGAUUCGCGAGGGGGCGUCGCGGCCGUGAUUUUGUCCGGGUCCAGGUCCGGCGGUUUCGGCCCCAGGC